AUGUUAUCAUCGUGGCUGAUUCUUCUCGCUGCUGCUUGCCACCGUUUUGGUCCAACUCAGUAUGAGGACAUUGAAGGUAACCUAUCCAAAUUAUCGCAAACAGGCUUUUUGGCAGAUUUUCAAGCCCAAUUUGAAGAUUUGAUGAACAAGGUUAAUGGUAUCUCUGAAUCAUUACUUAUCCGUUUUUUCAUUACGGGACUAAAAAAGCAUUUGAGACGGGAAUUACAAUUUCACCGACCUGUUACUUUGAUGGAAGCCUUUUCCAUGGCCAGAGCAUAUGAGGCUCGUUUUGAUGACACAUCCGCCGUGGGCAAACCUUGGUCUCGUGGUCCACAACAUUCACCCGGACCACAUAACCAACCCAAUUCUCUUACCAACCCGACCCAAUCUAACAACAAUCAAACAAACCGACCCGACCCAACCCAAAUCUUCAUAACCCAUCCAACAAUACUGCAUCAUCAUUACCAUCACUCUUACCCACACCACACUCAAACCUUCCAGUUCGUAACAUGUCAUCCGCCGAACUCUGAGACCGUCGUUCAAAAGGCCUUUAAUUCAAAUGUGAUGAGAAAUGGAACCCGUCUCACCGGUGCCGGAACCAUGUGCUUCUUCUCAUGGGAGAGUAUGAAGAUGUCCCUCGACCAGAAGCAGAGGAUACCUCAACAAAUGAUGUCUCUGGUGACAUAUCCAGUCUUCACUCCCUGUCCAGCCAACUCCAAAGUCGAUCCCUCUGUGUUUAAGGGCUUUAUAACCAACAAAAUUUCACCAUCAUCAUUGGCAGCGGGAGCACUCACAACUUCGUCAAGCCUACAUUGGUGGAACGAUUAG
Molecule: messenger RNA, 828 nt
Organism: Vicia faba (fava bean)
Lineage: Eukaryota; Viridiplantae; Streptophyta; Magnoliopsida; Fabales; Fabaceae
Source: the annotation of a GenBank genome assembly